CAGUUAUUCAGCAGGCACCUGGGCUGGGGCAACGGUUACGUGCACUGCUACUGCAUCAUGUAAAUCAGGUACAUGUACCUGAUUUACAGACCAUGGUAGACGAGAGAGAGAGAGACUAGGCAUGGUUAGCAUUUUACCGUUCACGCUAUUUUCGACGGUGGGCCUGCACCGUUGUUUGUGUGUGUAGACAUGGUAUUUUACAGUUUACACGCUGGAUCCAACGGUACUCGUACCCAAACCCAAAGUACCGUCGGUUUGGUACCGUUUCGACGAUAGAAAGCUCUUUUUAGCGGGAGAACGAAACGGUAAGAUUCCAACUAGGGUUACCUCACACGUCUAUCGUUGCGUCAGGAGUCAGGACUCAGAAGCCGAACUGCUAACCGUGUCUCGAAAACAAAUCAAAAACAGUAGACUCACCCUCUACACGCCGACCGUCGAAAAUAGCGUGAACGGUAAAAUGCUAACCAUGUCUAAUGAGAGAGAUGAAACCCGAUCGAGUGAGUCAGCUUUGCGGCCUGCAGGAGUGAAAAUCACAGACAGACAGUGCUCGCAAGUAAGUCUAGGGCUGCACCGAACAAAGGGCAUAUUUUUCUCAGGUGUUGCGACGUCAUCAAUGACAUUAUAUUAUUUCAGCAGCUCAUCGACCAGUGAGUCGCAAAAUACCGGUAUUUUAGGACUCCCUGACAUCUGCCGUACGGACGGUCGGUCCCUACUGCAGUACUGGCCCUGGCGCUAGCGCUAUCCUCACAUGCGCAAAGAGAAUACCACAAUGAGGCAUGACGAUUGUACUGAUGUAGACAGACCGGUAUCCAAGAAAACUGCUUGACUACAACCUACGAAUCCAUGUAACUAUUACUUGUUGAUGUUGUCUUGUUGACAAAAGACUGAGUCUGUCAACCAACGACAGGGCUUACGUCAUCGACCUCGUACCAUACUACUAUCCAUAGUCAGGUUUAUGACAGGAGUGUGGCCCACGGCGCCAAGACAAGAGCAUCACUGACUCGUCGAGAUCGGAAGACCACGGAGAGGCGCACGCACCACGUAGAUCUACCGUCCUUGGAUCUGCGCCUACAGACAGGCAGUUCAUGCAGCGCUUUGCGGACAAACCAAUAAUGAUAACAGUCAGUGAGUUUGAGAACGGCACAGAUCAUUCAGCUGUCGGUUGAGCCACACUGAGGACAGACAGUGAAGAUGACUAGAUAGUGGACUAGUACAAAUAUCUACUGGCUGGAGACCAGCCCGUCGUCUUUUCUAGAUCAGCUGGCUGUGUCAGUGAAAGAAAUUCCCUUCGCGUAAAAUUGUAUUUUACGACUGAGUUCUUCUUUAGACUUGAGAUAGAAUUCUUGCAGUUUGCGAAGUAUUUUUGAUGGUAGCGGUGCUUGCUGAUUGAGAGAUCACGCUACAUAUGGUGCCAUUGGUGGUGUAGCCAUGGCAAUGGAGACUCUUCCCAAGGCAGAGUACCUGCUCAGCCUUAUACAGAGGAAUGAUCAAGAGGAGUUGAGGAAGGCAAUCCUUCAAUAGGACGGUACCUUGAAGGAAGGUGUAGAAAACCUGACAUAUACCAACAGAGAUAAAGAGAAGAAGUCAUUACUGGGUCGGCUGCUAUUCGAGGCCUGCGAUGGUGGCCGCCUGGAGUGUGCCUGCAUCCUUGCAGACUGUUGCGGAGAAACAGUGAUCAACCAGUUGUAUCGCACUUUGGGUUCAUGGAGUUGCACUCCACUACAUAGAGCAUGUACGCGGGGUUACAUCGAUAUUGCCAAGCACCUUGUCAAGUGUAAAGCCAAGGUGGACAAAACUGAUUCGGUUGGUGACCUUCCUGUUCAUGACGCUGCUGAGAAUGGACAUCUGGAAGUCGUCAAGUAUCUACUAGAUGUCCAGCCCGACAUGGUCUCCGUAGAGGGCAGAGGCGGUGAACUUCCUGUUCAUCUUGCUGCUUGGAAACUACAUCUGGAAGUCAUCAAGUAUCCACUAGAUCUCCAACCAGACACGAUCUCUGUAAAGAACAAGUACGGUUCCCUUCCUGUUCAUCGCGCUGUUUGGAACGGACAUCUGGACGUGGUCAAGUAUCUAGUAGAUCUCCAACCCGACACGGUCUCCGUAAAGAACAAAUACGGUAACCUUCCUGUUCAUAACGCUGCUGUGAAGGGACGUCUGGAAGUCGUCAAGUAUCUACUAGAUCACCAACCCUACACAGUUUCCGUGAAGAACAAAGAGGGGAGAACUCCUCUUGGUGAAGCAGUGUACUGGGAGGGAGCAGGUUGUGUACCCAACUUGCUGGAAGUCACCUGGACCAAGCUAGCAUAUGAUGAGGCAAAGGAGAUUGUGGAGGAAGCCAGAAGGAUAGCUCAAACCCGCGGAAAAACGCAAGCAUUGGACUUGAUUAAGACCAGCUUGAUACGUGAAGAGUUUGGUGUUGAGGGUUACACUGAUCCUACUGAACUGAUUGCCAACGUGUGUGGAGCAGAAGGUUCAGGAAAAUCUACCUUCAUUUCAUCCUUCACAGCAGAAGGUUUCUUCAAUAAACGGCUACGCAAGGAGAAUCAACCGGACUUGAAGGCAAAAGAUUUAGCAUCCCGAACAAAGGGAAUUGAAGAAACCAUUUUCAACCAAUCGCAGGUGAAGGUGCAUUUUCGCGACUUUGCUGGCCAAGAGCAUUACACCGAGUCGCAUGACAUAUUCACGGUUGCCAUGACAGCACCAUCUGUUGCCGCAAUAGUGGUGGACGGCACAGAGUGUGUUGAUAAGAUCACACAGACCGUCAGCGCAACCGCAGCCAAUAUUGUUUGUCGCCUGUCUGCACCUGAUGAUGGCUCUCUACAGACUGAGCAACAAGACCAGCAGCACCACCAGCACCACCACCAGCAGCAGACGCAGCAGCAGCAGCAGCAACAACACCAGGAAGAACUGCAACAGGCGCAGAGAAUUGAUGUCAUUGCGAUUGCCACACGAGCUGAUAAGCUAACACCAGAAGAGCGCACUGAAGUGGAGAAGGCCAUAAGGAGAGGAAUGAAAGCAUUCUCUCAGCACUUCGAUCUCUCCUUUGUGAGAGUAGUGGAUGCCAGAAAGUCCAACAGUUCCAGCAUGAAUGAUAUUAGGAGACUAUUCAUGAGCUUGGUGAACCGAGUGUUGACGAAAUCUCCCAAGCAACCACGUUUGCUGCAGAAUGCUCGAAAGCAUUUGGAUGAGGUUCAGGCAUCUAUGCCCAAUCCAUACUGCUCAAGAGAUGAGUUUGGGCUGGCACUCUACAAGGCAAUUCAAGGAACGGACACUGCACCGCCAGAACGAUUCGCUGACAGAUAUCUACGCAUCUUGAGUGCAUAUGGAUAUGUCAUCACAUUCCCAGAGCUGAAUGAUCUGGUGGUUCAUCAGCCUCGCUGGCUCCUGCAGGACGUGAUCGGGUUUAUGUACUCGUCCAACGUCUUCCCCCACCGCCCUGAUGGCAUUGCCAGGGAAUACAAGAUGAGUGAAGAGGAGUUCGUCCGUUCACUGACUUCAUUCGCCAAAGUCGGAGAAAAAGCUCUGCUCUGCGUGCGUAUGGUUCUACAGCUCGGCUUGUCCAUCCGCUAUCAGAAGGAUAUCCUUGCUCUCUCCCUGUUUCCCGAGUGCACACAGCCAUUGAAGGUGCACAGAGCCUUCAUGACCUCACAAGUGAUGGUAGGUUCUGUGUAUACCUGCAAUGGCUGUGUGCCAUUCUCAUCUGGUCUCAUUGUUCAAUGCCAAGCACGUGUAUACGACUACUCCGAUUGCUUUUUCGCCAGUACUGAUCCCAUGUUCUUCAAGAACACCAUCAUUGUCCACCCGUAUCCGCACACAACAGUGCUGAUUGUGUUUUCGUCCGACCGUCAGCGCUGUUGUAUUGCAGUGACGUCCAGUUGCGGUACGUACCUGCAAGUGGUUCACCACGUCCACUGGUUAUUUCAAGCUCUCUUCCUUGAGCUACUGAAGAGAUACAGUCGUGGUACUUCGGUAGAGCCCACUGUACUCAGCCUGAGCAGCAUGCGUCAGCUUAUCCAGCAAUCCGCUUCACCAGCUGCCAUCUCUCCAGUGGUUGCUUCCUACUCGUCCGAAGCCGUCAUUCUUGCCGCAAGCAGUGUGCAAAGCAAAGAUGUCAAGGACGCCAGCGGUGUGUUCGUUGACUCGGUGCAGGAUCUUCAUCACGUUCCUGCCACGCAUGUCAGUAUGCUUCCUGCCACAUGUACUGAUCGCCUGGAGAGUCUGCGAGAUUCCGCAUUCCUGAGCGAUCUCCAAUCAAGCGUAGAUGUGAGUGAGAGGGAAAUCAGCCGACUUGGUGGCCCCCAAUCAGUGUCGCCCGCUGGACCCAGUCGGCUGAAUGCCUCGCUGGUGUUGUUGGCAUGGUGCCGACAAUCUCAUCGUCACACAUCUACUGUGCUAUACAGCAGGUUAGCUCAGCAGUGCUUUUCUUCGCCAUUCUCCGUUUUCUACCGAGAGAUCUGCAGGAUGCUGGUGGAGAAUGAGAACAUGCUGAUGGAAGCAUUCCCGGACAUCAUCACCUAUGAACAGCGGCAGUUGAAGGAGCAAGAACGUCUUCGUUGCCAGGCCGACAAUGUUCCAUUGGCGGAUGAAAGAUUCUCAACUGCACCCAAGACGUCAUUCCUGGGACAGAAUCCCUCUAUGGGAAUGCUACGAUCUCACCUCCAUGCAAUGCACGUUACGGAUAAGCUGAUCGUGGACUCUGAUCACUACACUCUGGUCCAGGAGGCUGAGGUAGCAGGAGAAUUGCUCACAUCAACAGUAGCACCAGCAGCGCCAGCACCCACACCAGCAGCAGCACCAGCAGUAGCACCAGCAGCAGCACCAGCAGCAGCACCAGCAGCAGCACUAGCACCAGCAGCAGCACCACCAGCAGCAGCACCAGCAGCAGCACCAGCAGCAGCACCAGCAGCACCACCAGCACCACCAGCAUCAGCACCAGCAGUAGCACCAGCAGCAGCACUAGCACCAGCAGCACCAGCACCACCAGCAGCAGCAGUGGCACCACCAGCAGUAGCACCAGCACCACCAGCAGCAGCACCAGCAGCAGCACCACCAUCACCACCAGCAGCAGCACCAGCAGCAGCACCAGCAGCAGCACCAGCAGCAGCACCAGCAGCAGCACCACCAGCAGCACCAGCACCAGCAGCAGCACCACCACCAGCAGCAGCAGCAUCACUGACUGUAGCAGAGAGUGAAGCUGAUCCAUUUGAGGACGACUCAUUCACCGCACAUAUCCUACCAAAGUUGUACAAGAUAUCUUGUGAUGCACUGCGGCAAAGCGUUCAGGCACAAGGACUCCUGAGUGGUUUUGAUCCCCUUCCGGAACUAAACCGUAUUGAACAAUUUGAAGGUGCAGAGAAGCAUCACUUGAAGUUGAUUGGAUACAUCCGUGCUGGAGAGCGAGAUGCAUACAGAAAGCUGUGUGCAGCAGUGGGAAACCUCAACUUCCAAGAUCUGCACAACACCAUGCUACGGCUACUGUAGUAGGAACUCUAGUCAUGAUGUGAUUGUGCAAGACUGCUUUCUCCCAGCACUCCAUGUACAUCACUGUUCAGAUUGUGCAAGACUGCUUUCUCCCAGCACUCCAUGUACAUCACUGUUCAGAUUGUGCAAGACUGCUCUCUCCCAGCACUCCAUGUACAUCACAACAGUCAUACUCACGCAGCCGACAUAACUCGUUGCCCGUAUCCCGGUAUGCUUGUUUGUGUCGUUCUUCCCCUGCCACUGCUCUGCCCUAUGCAACGCGUUCUUUUUCCUCAUCUACACAUGUAUCAUAUUGUAUUCUUGAGUUGCUUGCUCACCAGUUGUGGAUAUGCUCCAUGUGUAUUCUUUUGAAGGUGACCGUCCUUGAGAAUAUUUUCUCAAACAGCAGCUCCACCACCUCUGCGCCCACCCCCUCCCCAUCUUCCCUCCUCUCUCCCAAUCCCACACGCGCACACGCGAGCAUGUGCGCACAUACAUAAUUUGUUCUGUUGUUUGCUGUGCUUGCCAAGACUGUUGGUAUGUUUCGAUCGACUGUGUUUUUUUACUAAUGCAUGUAAAUAUGUACAUGUAUACAUAAAUGUUCCUACUAUUUAAAAUUCAAUUUGGUUUGCUCUAGAGCAUCUUUCUUUUGUUCUUAUUUCUUUCCAGCUACAUCUCUACAUAAAUGUCCCUAGUCUUUAAAAUUCAUUAUGGCUUGCCCUAAUGCACCUCUAUUUGCUGUGACAAUUGCACAGUAUUAUUUUCAUUUUUCACUUGACUUUGUUCACAUUUUUGCAUUUGCGCACAUACAUAAUUAAUUUUGUUCUAUUGUUUUCUGUGCUGGCCAAGACUGAUCGUAUGUUUCCAUCGACUAUGUUUUUUGAAUAUUUUCUCAAACAGCAACUCCCCCACCUCUGCCCCCACCCUCCUCUCUUCCAAUCCCACACGCGAGCACGUGCGCGCAUACAUAUCUUGUUAUAUUGUUUGCUGUGCUUGCCAAGACUGCUGGUAUGUUUGCUAAUACAUGUACAUGCCUGUACAGGUAUACAUAACAUGUUCCUACUCUUGAAAAUUCUAUUCGGCUUACUCUAGAGCACCUUUCUUUUGUUCUUAUUUUUAUUGCCACAUCUGUACAUAAAAUGUCCCUAGUCUUUAAAAAUCAUUUUGGCUUGCUCUAACGCACCUCUCUAUUUGCUGUGACAAUUGCACAGUAUUCUUUUCAUUUUUCACUUGACUUUGUUCACAUUUUUGCUUCGGCUGAGACUUCUGUUGACCCUGUAUACAUGUAUUGAACUUGGCAGCUGAACUUCAUCUCCUUUCCUUGUUUUUUUUAAAUGCCUGAACAGAUCAUGACUUUUGUCACUUCUCCACUUUGCGUGCUUAUUUCAGAAAUUUAUGUGAUGGAAAUCACACACAUGUAAUUCUAGGCUUGCAUUGUUUAUAGUCA
Messenger RNA from Sycon ciliatum, 6904 nucleotides. RefSeq lists its product as uncharacterized. The record is from RefSeq and is a predicted model, not a curated record. The transcript is spliced from 21 exons. Bases 1885 to 5478 code for a protein of 1197 amino acids. Gene Ontology annotation, molecular function: protein binding. Lineage: Eukaryota; Metazoa; Porifera; Calcarea; Leucosolenida; Sycettidae.